Myotis lucifugus (little brown bat) is the source of this 3962-nucleotide messenger RNA. RefSeq names its product solute carrier family 39 member 6 (gene SLC39A6). Gene Ontology annotation, cellular component: membrane. Bases 568 to 2892 code for a protein of 774 amino acids. The transcript has 10 exons. Lineage: Eukaryota; Metazoa; Chordata; Mammalia; Chiroptera; Vespertilionidae. The record is from RefSeq and is a predicted model, not a curated record. Gene Ontology annotation, biological process: zinc ion import across plasma membrane; intracellular zinc ion homeostasis. Gene Ontology annotation, molecular function: zinc ion transmembrane transporter activity.
UCUCGCUGCCCCUCACGCCCGGACUUACAGCAGCAGCGGCGUUGGCCCAGGAGGGAGCCUUGGCCAGCGAGUCUCGGGCCUCAGUGGCGCAGAGGCGCGGAGGGCUUCGAAGAAAGACAGGGUCCCCAGUCGGUCUCGACGCUCACGGUCCGCUCGGCCGCGCCUUCGCGCCCUCCCGCCCCUACGUGCCCCGCGGCGCCGGCGAACAGGCGGCCACGCGGACUUGCUGGCGGGGACGGGGUUCUGAGCCGCACUGCGCAUGUCCCGCAGUCAGGCCGGCAGAGGCGGUGUUCCCCGGCCGCGCGCCGCGCGCCGCGCUCAUUAGUAAUUGUCCUGCUCCCGGGAGGCGAGGGCGCGUGGGGCGCGGCUUCUUGUGGCUGUGCCGUGGUCCCCGCGACCGAGGGGCGUCCGGGCCGAUGAGCUUGCCGCUUCCCCGUGCCCUGUAGAGGUUUCGAGACAGAGAGAGAAGGACGGGCCGGUUCCGAGCCCUCCGGACCGCUUGUGGGGAACUGAACCUGCACGCGGGGCCGGAACGUGGAACUGCGAGGCCGCGGAGAGGAAGGUGCAAUGGCGAGGAGUUUACCCUUAAUCUUCAUCCUGACCUUCACUCUGUCAGUCACAAAUCUCCUUCAUGAAGUAGAAUCAGCAACUGCUCUCCCUCAGACCACGGAGAAAAUUCCAAACUGGGAAUCUGGCAUUGAUGUUGAUUUGGCAGUUACCACCCAGCGACAUCAUCUACAGCAGCUUUUCCAUCGCUAUGGAGAAAAUAAUUCUUUGUCAGUUGAAGGGUUCAGAAAGUUACUUCAGAAUAUAGGCAUAGAUAAGAUUAAAAGAGUUCAUUUACACCAUGACCAUGAGCAUCACUCUGACCAUGAGCAUCACUCCGACCAUGAGCAUCACUCCGACCAUGAGCAUCACUCUGACCAUGAGCAUCACUCCGACCAUGAGCAUCACUCUCACCGUAAUCAUGCUGCUUCCGGUAAAAAUAAUCGGAAAGCUCUUUGCCCAGACCUUGACUCUGAUAGUUCCAGUAAAGACACUAGAAAAGCUCUUUGCCCAGACCUUGACUCUGAUAGUUCCAGUAAAGACACUAGAAACAACCAGGGGAAAGGAUCUCGCCGAUCAGAACAUGCCAAUAGUAGAAGGAAUGUUUUAAUCAAAGAUGGUGUUGGUGCUAGUGAAGUGACCUCAACUGUAUAUAAUGCUGUCUCUGAAGGAACUCAUUUUCUGGAGACAAUAGAAACUCCAAAACCUGGAAAGCUCCCUAAAGAUGUGAGCAGUUCCACUCCACCCAGUAUUACAGAAAAGAGCCGGAUGAGCCGGCCCGCUAGGAGAAAAACAAAUGAAUCUGUGAGUGAGCCCAGAAAGGAGUUUAUGUAUUCCAGAAACACAAAUGCAAAUACUCAGGAGUGUUUCAAUGCGUCAAAGCUGCUCACAUCACAUGGCAUGGGCAUCCAGGUUCUGCUGAAUGAAAUGGAGUUCAACUAUCUCUGCCCAGCCAUCAUCAAUCAAAUUGAUGCUAGAUCGUGUCUGAUUCAUACAACGAGUGAAAAGAAAGCUGAAAUCCCUCCAAAGACCUAUUCUUUACAAAUAGCCUGGGUUGGUGGCUUUAUAGCCAUUUCCAUCAUCAGUUUCCUGUCUUUGCUGGGUGUUAUUUUAGUGCCUCUCAUGAAUCGGGUGUUUUUUAAGUUUCUCCUGAGUUUCCUUGUGGCAUUGGCUGUUGGGACAUUGAGUGGUGAUGCUUUUUUACAUCUUCUUCCACAUUCUCAUGCAAGUCACCACCAUAGUCACAGCCAUGAAGAAACAGCAAUGGAAAUGAAGAGAGGGCCACUGUUCAGUUAUCUGUCUUCUCAAAACAUAGAAGAAAGUACCUAUUUUGAUUCCACAUGGAAGGGUCUAACAGCUCUGGGAGGCUUGUAUUUAAUGUUUCUUGUUGAACAUGUACUCACAUUGAUCAAGCAAUUUAAAGAUAAGAAGAAAAAGAAUCAGAAAAAAACUGAAAAUGAUGAUGACGAGGAGAUUAAGAAGCGGUUGUCCAAGUAUGAAUCUCAACUUUCAACAAAUGAGGAGAAAGUAGACGCAGAUGAUCGGCCUGAAAGCUAUUUACGAGCAGACUCACAGGAGCCCUCCCACUUUGAUUCUCAGCAGCCAGCAAUCUUAGAAGAAGAAGAGGUCAUGAUAGCCCAUGCACAUCCACAGGAAGUCUAUAAUGAAUAUGUACCCAAAGGGUGCAAGAAUAAAUGCCACUCGCAUUUCCAUGAUACACUGGGCCAGUCAGAUGAUCUCAUUCACCACCAUCAUGACUACCAUCAUAUUCUUCAUCACCACCACCACCAAAACCACCACCCCCACAGUCACAGUCAGCGCUACUCUCGGGAGGAGCUGAAAGAUGCUGGCAUUGCCACACUGGCAUGGAUGGUGAUAAUGGGCGAUGGCCUGCACAAUUUCAGCGAUGGCUUAGCAAUUGGUGCUGCUUUCACUGAGGGUUUAUCGAGUGGUUUAAGUACUUCUGUUGCUGUGUUUUGUCACGAGUUGCCUCAUGAAUUAGGUGACUUUGCUGUUUUACUAAAGGCUGGCAUGACUGUUAAGCAGGCUGUUCUUUAUAAUGCUUUGUCAGCCAUGCUGGCAUAUCUUGGAAUGGCAACAGGAAUUUUCAUUGGUCAUUAUGCUGAAAAUGUUUCUAUGUGGAUAUUUGCACUUACUGCUGGCUUAUUCAUGUAUGUUGCUCUGGUUGAUAUGGUACCUGAGAUGCUGCACAAUGAUGCUAGUGACCAUGGAUGUAGCCGCUGGGGAUAUUUCCUUUUACAGAAUGCUGGGAUGCUUUUGGGAUUUGGAAUAAUGUUGCUUAUUUCCAUAUUUGAACAUAAAAUUGUGUUCCGUAUAAAUUUCUAAUUAGGGUAUAAAUGGUAGAGUAGCUUAAAAAAAUGCUGUCUGUAGUUUGAAUAGGUCAUAGGGAGAUGAGAGUAGUUACUGUGAUAUUCAGCAUUUAAAGUAAGUGGAUUUUGUGAUUUUUGUAUGGAAUAUUGCCAUUUGUUAUGCUUAUGAGGUCAGUUAUGGUGGUAACCUAAAGGUACAUUUUAAUAUUUAAGUUAUUCUAUUUGGGGAAUAUAAUCUAUAUAUGCAAUUUACCGGUUUUACCAGUCUAUUGUAUAAACAAGAGAUUUGGCAUGAAUGUUCUGCAUAUUUCAAGAAAAAUGUCUUUCGUGUUUUUUUCUAGAACUAAUUUAACAGUAAUUCCCAUGCUGGAUUUUAGGACUCCAUAGAACUGCUCAUGUUCAGGAGUAAGAAUACUCACGAAGCCUAAGAUGCCAAGAAAGCUUGUACUGAAUUUAAGUUAAGAAAUAAGGAGGGGCAAAAAAUAUGUGAGGAUUAAGAAGGCAUAAAUUUAUUUUUUAAAAAAUCACACAAGUGUUUGUAAAAUAGAAGGAAAAUUUAGAUUUAAAUUAAAAAGGCAAUAUUAGUAUAGAGCACAUGUGUAAACAUUUUUGUCAGAGUAUUAAUGUUCCCAUAAAACCAUAGUAAGCACUUUUUACUAAUUUAGUUGUUCAUUUAACUUUAUAAUGGAAACAUCUAAAUAUAAUUAAUUCAAACACUAUACCACUUGACCAAGAAAUUUAAAUUUUAAAAUAUUUGUGUGGAGAUAUACUAGAUGAGUGUGAGCAAGUUUCUGUAUUGACAGAAGAUUUAGACAUCACCAAGUUAUGUAUUGCCCAAAGCUAUAAUUGGAUAGUUACCUGGUUUACCAAAUGUCAGCGUAUUAGGACUUUGAGAAAAGGAUGUUAAAACCAUACUGAGUUUAUUUUGACUUCUGGAUUCAGGAAGUACUUUGGUAUCUUUCAGUGCUUCAGUGUUUUCAUUAUGACAUGUUUAUAUACAGUAUAGUACUUUAGACAUCCUAGGGCUGUCUGUGGAAUUCUUUAGAUGUUGCUUUUCUACAAAAUAAAAUCCCCAUGUCAUCUUGA